AUGCGAACACAUUCUGGAGAGCGACCACACGUUUGCGAAUACCAUGACUGUAAAAAAACAUUUAGUGACAGUAGUUCACUAGCCAGACACCGACGUAUUCAUACGGGGAAGAGACCGUACAAAUGCACUAUACCUGGGUGUGGAAAGAGCUUUUGCCGGAAAACAAACCUGACUAGACAUCAUCGUCGCGAACACAUUCUUUCUGUGAAAACCGAUCGAUCUGUCGUCUGGCGGCAAGUUAAAGCAUCAACAAUUCCGACACCUCUAUCGUCACCAUCCUCGUCAUCUACUUCAUCACUGAGUACGCCAACGACACCGACGCUUGCCUCGGUGAAUUUCGCGACGGAAAAGAGAGGAAGAGACGAGAAUAACGUUGUCGAUAUAAAUAACGGUUACGCAAUCCAUCGUCAUCACGUGCCAAUACGUGACCAUUCAUACCACACAACUACCGCUAAUACUUUGGCUUCGAUUACUGCCGACCCAUACCCAUCAUCCUGCGGCUUUAGAAAUUGUGCUCUCCUCACAUCCGCAUCUCCGUCGUGUAAUUCACCAGCAGCACUGCAUCCGCGCCUCCCACAUCCAAAGAUGUACUCGCAUGAAAACGAGAAUAGGAUAUACUCGAACCAUGGCAUACAGAUAAGAUACACGCGACAACAAGAGUCUGUGCGAAACAGUCAGAGUUUGAGGGAAUCCAUAACAGUCUUCGGUGGACAGGCUAUUGAUAAAAUUAUAGGAGACACACGAUCACAUCUCACAUCAAAAAAGAAACAUCUGUGGACAUUUUGGAGUAGUGUAGAGAAAUUCCGAAUAUUUGGAGUUCUCCUAUUUUACUAUAUGACAUUAUAUUGGGUGGAAUGA
This is a messenger RNA of Paraglomus brasilianum, 858 nucleotides long. Lineage: Eukaryota; Fungi; Glomeromycota; Glomeromycetes; Paraglomerales; Paraglomeraceae. The record is from the annotation of a GenBank genome assembly.